Molecule: messenger RNA, 1046 nt
Organism: Verruconis gallopava
Lineage: Eukaryota; Fungi; Ascomycota; Dothideomycetes; Venturiales; Sympoventuriaceae
Exons: 2
Coding region: 67-918 (283 amino acids)
Source: RefSeq, a predicted model, not a curated record
AAGCAAAGCACUUUUGCUGCCACCCUAUCGCGUCACUUAUUCCUCUUUUCCAAGCGUCACCGAGAGAUGUCAUCUGCAAUAUAUGUGGAGUUUGAAGGCGGUCGCCGCAUCUCCCAUAAGGAUAUAGGCAAUGAUCUAACAAAUGCCGAGAUACAUGACGUGUUCCUGGAAGCGAAAAAAUUUUUCGAAAUUUUAAUGUCAGAAGUGCAAAAAAGAAGUUUGAAAAUUGUUGAUAGAUGGGAGACAAUACUCCAGGAGAACUCAGAACGCCUGCACUUGAUGGAGGAUCUGAGUGCCCGGGAUUUGAAGAACAUCCAGUUUGCGUAUGAUGUUGCCAUCAAAUCGAAAAAAGAACAGAACUCGCAAAAUGUCCAAUAUAAAUUAUUCCUAGAUGUUGUUAAACGCUUCUGCGAUCAUGGAGUUCGUCUUCUCUGUAUUAUUUCCUUUACACAGAGUAUGAUCUACAAACUGAGAGACAAUGAGAGGAAGGAGCUUCAUAAAUUCAUUCGGGACAAGACAAAAACUUACUCAUCUUUGGUACUUGACUCACUUGCUACCAAGCAUGAAGUGUCAAAGAUAUUCGGUGAACAAGCUACAUCGACAAUGAUCACUUUGCCUACGCAAUUUGUCAACCCUCACGUCCCAGUUUGGGUGCCUGCGAUUGAAAAUUACAUCUUACUACCUCCAGGUAAUUACGCCACAUUCGCUGUCGCACCUUAUGACGCCAUUACACUGCCAUCACAAUUAUUAGAUGAAGGCAUACAGAACAGUCAGCAUUUUCUGGAAGAAAGGGCACGCAAAAGUAGGUACACUAGUUGCGUCUUUAUCGCUCUGCCUGAGAAAGAUGGAGAUUGCGUAGUUAUUGCGCGUUUAAGCUACAGCGCUGGGUUUGCGUUAACCUUUAACGGCUUUACAUAAUUAUAUGCGCCUAUCUUCUUAUUUAUUCUAGGGUGACCGUGCCACGUAUCAAGUAACCCUUAUAUCCAGCCUGCACUGAAGUCGUUGUUUUUGUAGAAUUCAGAACAUCAAUAUAAACUUCUUUCCCA